This is a messenger RNA of Penicillium olsonii, 1059 nucleotides long. The record is from the annotation of a GenBank genome assembly. Lineage: Eukaryota; Fungi; Ascomycota; Eurotiomycetes; Eurotiales; Aspergillaceae.
AUGUAUCCCCUUAAUUUCUCCACGCAUGGCUGGCAGCGACAUGGAACAGCCCCCGAUGAUGGAUCAUCGGCUUUGGAAUGGAAUGAAAACCUUCCACUGCCAGAUUUGGGUCCAACCAAUGUUCUUGUGAAGUAUCACUCGCGCUCAAUGAAUUAUCCCGAAAUUUCGAUUGCAAAUGGAACAUUUCCUUGGAAAUGCCCUGAUCACGUGGUAGUUCCUGGCUCCGACGGCGCCGGCGAGGUAAUCAGCAGAGGUUCCUCGGUCACAAAAUUUGCAAUUGGAGACAAGGUAAUACUUCAACACUAUCCCGGGUUCCGGGAUGGCCCAGCUCCAGCGAGCCUUCAAAAAGUACCAGGAACCCACAUGGAUGGAACGUUCUGCGAGCAUGGAGUUUGGGAUGAGAGUCAUCUCCUGCGUAUGCCAGAGUACUUGUCGUAUGAAGAGGCCGCGACAUUACCAUGCUCGGCGCUCACGGCCUGGAACUGUGUCCUUGGACCCACGCCUUUGAGGCAAGGUGAUUUCAUCUUGACCCAGGGCACCGGUGGAGUAUCGUUAUUUGCGAUUCAAUUCGCCAUCAAGCUUGGUGCUACCGUUAUUGCCACCACUUCCUCAGAAGAGAAGGCAGCCAAGCUGCGGUCCCUGGGUGCGCACCAUGUCAUCAACUAUAGAGAUGUCCCUGAAUGGGGUUCUCGAGCCCGGGAACUGGCGAGCAGCAAGGGGGGUUGCCAGAAGGUUGUUGAAAUCGGCGGUCCUGGGACAAUCGGGGAAAGUUUCAAAUGCGUUGCUCGUGGUGGGGAGAUCAACAUCGUUGGAUUCGUCACUGGAGUUGACUACAAAGAGAGCCCAAAUCUGCUAUCUCCUUUGCUCCAUCCUUGUACUGUUCGUGGAAUUGAAGUGGGCAAUCAAAUUCAUUUUGAAGGCAUGAUGAAGUUUAUGGAGGCAUGGAAGAUCAGGCCGGUGUUAGAAGAACGGCGAUUCUCGUUGCAAGAUAUCAAGGAGGCGUACAAGUACUUUUGGUCAGGAAAGCAUUUUGGAAAGAUGGUGAUCAGCAAUAUGUAA